CAGGGUGUCAGGCAAGGCGAGCUCCUGCACCUGCAGGAUGGGACUGCUCGCCCCGUCUGUGGGGUUGUGCUUGUAUGUGGAGGAAGGAGGUUAUACCCACUUCUUGGAAGCUCCUGACCACUCGCCAACAUGGUAGUUUUCACAUGCAAUGCAUGUGGAGAAGCUGUGAAGAAAGCACAGGUUGAAAAGCAUGUGAACAUCUGCAGAAACUGUCAGUGCCUGUCUUGCAUGGAUUGUGGCAAGGAUUUCUGGGGCGAUGACUAUAAGGAACAUGUGAAGUGCGUAAGUGAAGACCAGAAAUAUGGCGGAAAAGGUUUUGAAGCCAAAACUAACAAAGGAGAUGCCAAACAGCAGGAGUGGAUUCAGAAAAUCCAUGAAGUCAUGAAGAAGCCAAAUAUAAGCCCUAAAGUGCGGAACAUCCUGGAGCAGAUGCGUGCCUUUGAUAACAUUCCAAGAAAAAAAGUAAAGUUUCAGAAUUGGAUCAAGAACAGUUUGAGAAUUACUGACAGCACUUUACAAGAUCAGGUGUGGGAUGUUUUCUCAGAAGCAACCAGAAAGAUUUCAAAUGAAAAAGAACAGGACAAACCACAACGGAAGGAAGAGCGCCAGUCUGCAGAAACUGAGGAAAAAACAGUGGCAGAAGAAAAUGGAAUUACAGAUGAUAAAGCUGAGAAGAAAAAGAAUAAGAGAGAACGAAAAGAAGAGAGACAAAAGAACACAAAGAAGGAGAAAAAAGAUUUGAAAUUAGAAAACCAGUCAGAGGUAAAAAAGAGUAAAAAGUCCAAGAAAGGAAAGGAGAGCGUGGAGAAUGAAACAAAUGGAAAUGGCCAUCAGAGUGAAGUUGAAGAGGAAACAAAAGUAAAGAAACGCAAACAUAAACGUGAAUUUGAAACAAAUGGAAAUGGCCAUCAGAGUGAAGUUGAAGAGGAAACAAAAGUAAAGAAACGCAAACAUAAACAUGUAGAAGCUCCAGAGGAACCUCCUAUCAAAACAAAGAAAAUGAAAACCGAAAACACCAAUGACAACAAAAAAAGUGUGGGAACUAAUAAAGGUAAAUUCAACUGGAGCGGAACCAUCAAAGCUGUUCUGAGACAGGCUCCAGACAACGAAAUUUCAAUUAAAAGACUAAGAAAAAAGGUUAUAGCUCAUUUUUACGCAGUAGCUGCUGAACAGUACAAAUCAGAAGAGGAGAUCCUUGUCACAUUUAAUAAGAAAGUGAAUAACAAUCCCAAAUUUAAAGUUCGGAAGGACAAAGUGAAACUUGUGAAAUAAAAGUUUGCAUACUUUGCUGUUGCGUUUUAAUCUUGCAGAGGGAGUCAAACUCUUCUGUCACCUGUACAAAUACUAUGCAUUGGUCUCAAAUUGUAUAUGUGAAAGCAGAAUUUAACUUUUAAUACUGGGCUCGUUUUUCUAGAUUGAUCACAGAACAUUUUCAAAUACUUUAUUUUUUGAUUUUAUGGAAAAUGUAUAUUUUCUGGUACAAGUUUUAAGAGACAUUGAAAAUAAUUACUGCCUACUGUAUUAAAAUUCUCCCAGUAAUGGAUAUAAUUUAUAGGCAUGAAUGUUUUACCUGGACCUAGGUUGUGUGGCUUUUUGCAGAAACUAUUUUAAGAGCAAAGAGGAUUUUCAUAUUAAAAAACCCACUGUGGAAUAAAUGUUUUGUUAUGUUCAAAUCCAAAGUGGCAUGACUGAUAUCCCCUUUACCCAGUGUAGCUAGUGUACGCAGGCUUUAAUAAACUGCUGAGUCCGUGGUGUAAAA
Messenger RNA from Pipra filicauda (Wire-tailed manakin), 1759 nucleotides. RefSeq names its product Ly1 antibody reactive (gene LYAR). Gene Ontology annotation, molecular function: DNA binding. The transcript has 9 exons. Gene Ontology annotation, biological process: rRNA processing; negative regulation of transcription by RNA polymerase II. The record is from RefSeq and is a predicted model, not a curated record. Lineage: Eukaryota; Metazoa; Chordata; Aves; Passeriformes; Pipridae. Gene Ontology annotation, cellular component: nucleolus. The coding region runs from base 130 to 1272 and encodes 380 amino acids.